Xyrichtys novacula (pearly razorfish) is the source of this 6705-nucleotide messenger RNA. The record is from the annotation of a GenBank genome assembly. Lineage: Eukaryota; Metazoa; Chordata; Actinopteri; Labriformes; Labridae.
UGCUGCUAUUGUGUGGGGUCUGUCUGUGUUUGUAAACCUUUGUUGUGGAAUAAGUGCACUUUUGCCCAAGACAAAUUUCCAUUAAAGUAUAUCUCAUCUCAUCUCACAUCUCACAUACAGCAUCUCAGAGCUGCUAGCACUACUGGGGAGCCUCCACUCUCACUUAUCAGGACCUUUCACAACCACAGUUUGAGGAUAAGGUCUUUUUGAUACCUGAAAUCUAAAUAAAUAUUCUUUUUCAGUUAGUGAACGGAAUCAACAAAAAGAGAAGAAAACCUGAGGUACUGGACCCAGCCACACAGAGUCACUCUUUCCCCAACAUGAUCGGAUCUGAGUUCUCCACAGGUGUGACUCCUGAAGGACAGACUGCUGGGACCUAGAAAAAAGCACAAAAGGGAUCAGGAACUGCGAUGACAACAGGAGUUUUUGUGAAUAAAUGACAAUUUUCCUGUAAAUUAAACAUUCCAAAGCAAAUGAUAAUUACAAUGAAUAAAAAAGGACUGAAUUAGCUAUGUUUGCUACAGACAUAUUGUGCAACAUAUACAAAGAGUUCAGUGUGGUAGUAGUGACUCUAUAAAGUCUAUGAGUCCUUAAGGCUGGUUGGCACAAGACAUAAAACAUCAGAGACAAAAAAGAAGCAGCAGCUGCCAGUAAGAUAGCUGUGUCAGGCCUUCCUCUGAGAAACGACUCGGCACUUUUGAAAACCGGACAUUUUAAUAUUUAAUGUGAAUCUAAAAACAACUUUAAAGUGUGUGCUUGUGCUUGUGCUUGUCCGGGUUGCAAACGAGUCAAACUUGUUUCUAAGAUAAGAUAAGAUCCAAUAGGAUAUGAUAAGAAGAACUUUAUUGAUCCCCAGAGGUCAAUUAAAUAGUAAUAGGAAUCAUAAUUGUAGGUUCUUUACCUGUUUUUAUUCAGUUCUGGUCUGCUUACCACGCUGGACGUUACGCAACAUAAGCUGUAGAAGCAUGACAAGCAAUCAUUUUAUAGAGCUACUGUAUGUCUUUUCCAUAUAAGACUAGGCCAUGAUGUGGAUGAUGUUGAACAUUAUACAAGUUAACGGUGUUCGAAUUUAUGAGCCGCUCCAAAUUUCUCCUGCCUUUCCUCAGUUGGACUGAUUGCCUUGUUCACAAGUUUUCCAAAAUCAUCACAAUAAUAUGCUCAUUGUGAUAUUUCAUGGACAUUGUAACCAUAAGGUGAACAUCUGAUAUUGUGACAGCCCCAAUCCAAAGAAAAGUUGGAUGGACAAUUCCAUGUGAACACACACAUAUAAAUUUAAUAUUGUCGGGAGAGCUCAGCUUCUUACUUGUAUUCUGACAAACAAAGCAUACUAAUAAAUAAAUGCAACAAUAAUAAAAUAUUACAAUUAUCAUGAAGCAGUUUUCACCCUAUAAACUCACAUGAAAAUGUGCUCUAAUUAUCAAAACCAUCACUGUAUUUCAACUAGUGAAGACAAAACUGUUCCAUGAAUGUAGUAAAAAGAGUGACGAGAUCUCAUAUAUCAGGUACCAAUAGCAUGAUCAACAUGGGUUGAUCAUGUCUUUUUUUUUUCAGUAGCCUACAGAUGAAACUUAUCCAAGUUUAAAUGAACGGAAGUGAUUCAGGAUUCAGCAGAAGUAAUUACCGUAAUUACUGAAAAAAUGACUCUUACACUCAAAAACAUGUUUUUAUUGACCUGCUCUGUGGUGACACUCUCUUUUGAAGCAGGUCAUAGUAUCCUAGCUAUGACCUGUUUAGUUAUGUUGAGUGGGUUACAGUUGCCCCGGUCUCUCCUCAACUGUAACCUGAUUUAAGUGUGGUCACGUACGCGGUCAGUCAUUAUAGUACCUGUGCUCGGGGGGGUGUCCGACUUGUCCAGUCUGGGUGAGCUGCUCACAUGUCUGAUUGGAGGUUUUCUUGGCAGGCGUCCUUGACAGGAGGCUGAAGUUAAACUGGGUCUGCAGACACUAUGAGAUCUGAAUCCAAUCCAAACUCUCUGCAGAACACAUCUGCUCCUUGCUGCCAUCUUUAAACACGGAGGGUUUAUUUAACCUGUCUGAAACAUGAGGCACGAAGAUCAGAGUGUCCGGCUGACUGACUGAAGCACACGGAGGUUCGUACUCAUAAACUCUCCCUGAUGCGGUGUUCAAUACUAAGCUCCAGAGCGCUGAGACCCGCACCCGCACCGACAGAGUAUGGGCAACACGGUUAAAAAGAAUCUUUCGCUGUCACCUCCUCUGGUCCCGAUCCCACCUUGAAAGAGUCUGUGUCAUAACGAGGAGUUUUCAUAACUAAAGUGGACAUGCAUGGAAAUAUCAACGGGUACUAGGCAAGAGGAUGUGACGUCAGGUCGCCUUCAGACAAGAGUAAUCGAUCUGCCACAUUAACAUCGGCGGUCUGUCAGCGCUGUAAAUCGACGUGUGUACCAGUGUAAGCAGUUGGCUAUGUCCGGCUGCAGGCUGAUGAACGCCAUCCGAGUCAGUGAGUUUGGUGCCCCGUCGGUGCUGAGACUCUGCACAGAUGUGGCUGUUCCUCAGCCCGGGCACAGACAGGUGAGCUAACUUCAGCUGAGCAGGUGGAGCUGACAGCAGGUCAAAGUUCAGCCAUGGUCAAAACACAACCUGCCUGCAGGCUACCUGUCAUUUGAUUUCAAAGCUGCUAUUCGCUCCCAAGUCAUUUGAAACUCUGGAUAUAGCAGAUGGAUGUAGCACUCUUCUAUGACAUGUAUGUGUUUUAGGUGUUGGUGCAUGUUCAGGCCUGUGGGGUGAAUCCUGUUGAAACUUACAUCCGGUCUGGGUCAUACGCUCGUAAACCUGCUCUGCCAUACACACCAGGCUCAGAUGUGGCUGGAGUGGUGGAAACUAUUGGAGAAGGAGUCAGCACUUUGAAGGUUUAGAUUAAAAUCUCUUUUUCUUAAACUAUUACAAUGGUUGCUAUGCUGUGCAUUUACAGCUAAAUAUAGCAAUGAAAGCACAAACUGAACCGGUAACAGCUGGUGUAUUUAUUUUUAAGGUCACAAAGAGACAUCAGUGUUAAUUUUAGUCUGUUUCAUACUGUGUAUUAUUGUUUUCCAGGCAGGAGACCGAGUAUUCACCACCGGCACAGAGUCUGGAGGUUACGCAGAGUAUGCCAUAGCAGCCGUCAACUGUGUGCACAAACUGCCUGAUGCCUUAGAUUUCACUCAGGGUGCAGCCAUUGGGAUCCCUUACUUUACUGCCUACAGAGCCCUGAUUCACAAGUAAGACCAAGACACCUCUAGGGUUUGCUUUGUUAUUAUAAAUGUUUAAACUAAAAUAACAUAAUAUGUUGUGCGCAGAGGCCAUGCCAGAGCUGGAGAGACUGUCCUCAUCCACGGAGCCAGUGGAGGCGUAUGCACUUUUUUCACUAUAUAUAUAAUCUUAACGUAAAACAAAAAAGAAAUGCUUUUUCAAAUUGAGUCACAGUGUGUAUGUGUGUAUGUGUGUGUCUAGGUUGGUGUUGCAGCUUGCCAGUUGUCUCGAGCUCUGGGACUGAAGGUGUUUGGUACUGCAGGGACACCAGAGGGCAUGAAAGUUGUCCUCAAUAAUGGAGCUCACUCUGCCUUUAAUCACAGAGAGGAGGGUUACACAGAUAAGAUCAUGGUAUAUAAAAACAUAUGUGCACACAGCCUUACUUUUAUCUCUGUAGUCUCAAAAACCUUACAUAUACAGAGUUCAUCCAUUUCUCUGUGUUCAUGUGUGUUUGGUACAGGAAGCCACAGAGGGCAGAGGCGUAGAUGUGAUUGUGGAGAUGCUCUCAAAUGUCAACCUCAGUAAAGACCUUCAGAUGUUGGCCUACGGUGGGCGUGUUUUGGUCAGUACAACUACAGUUCAGUACAGAUGUUAAAACCAUUAGUGCUUUCAUAUGUUACAGCAUAUCAUCAUUAUGGAACUACAAUAUCAUAAUCAUCAUCAGCUAAAUGCCACAGUACCAAGGGCUUAGUUGUUCACAAAGUGCUAGGUCAAAAAGUCUCAGUCGUAGAAGGGGACUGUGUAGAUCAAAGUGGUUGUUUCAAUAUUUCUACCACUGAGCAAAACACAGUUAAAGAGCUGAGCUGAAGUGCAAAGGUGUUACCUAAACAGCUGAGUCUUAAGCUUAAUCUAAAAAGCAGACUCUGUGGAUCUGAUGGAGUCAGGAAAACAGAGGAGGAGAGUCUGGAUAGUGACUCAAGGUCCUAGACUGCUGUGUUCUGGAUCAUCUGCACAGGUUUGGCUGUGCAGUGAGGAGCUGCAGUCGUCAAUGUACAAUGUUAUGAGAACCUUUACCUUAUAUUAUGAGGACCUGUACAGGUGUCUGAUCCUCCUGAUGUUAUAGAGGACAAAUCAACAGGACUGAGCAAUGGAGGCUGCAUUAACCUGAAAGAUUAGCUGGUCAUCAGUUGUAACACCUAGAUUCCUGGUAGUCUGACUGUAGUGAGUAUGAUUUCAUUUGAGCUGGAUCUUGAUCUGUGGCUAUAAGGAGGGACUGGCUAGAAUGACAAGAGCAUUGGACAGGCUGAGCUUAAGGUGGCGAUCCUUCAUCUAUUGAGAAAUAUUAGUGAGACCUUAUGAAGACUGAUACACUCGUGCCAACUGGUGGAAAUGAGAGGAAGAGCUGUGUGUCAUCUGCAUAGCAGCAAUGAGAAACCAUGAGAUUGAAAAAUGGCUCGCAAACAUUAUUAGAUAAGACACCCAGGCUGGAGGACACAUUAUUAAUGUAGCUAGUACUGAGGGUAGGGGUAGUAAAGACAGUCAUGUAACUGCAGAAAUUUGCAGAAACGCGAAUUUUCGUUAUUCGUGCAUAUGGUGCUCAAUUUGCGUGAAUAAGCAUCGCACUAACUUGCUACUCACUUCAAAUGCCUUUGUGUGCGAAAAUAUCUCAACUCAAAUUAAUGUACGUGUCAGCAUGGGGAUACUCCAGUGACAUAUGUUAACAACAGACUGGCAGAGAUUCACUCAUGAAUAAUAGAGGAUAAACCGAUCAGACAGUAUGCAGCCACCUGAGCUGUAGGAUAAGACUUAUCUGUGACACUGAGACAGUAAAAAAAAGAGCUCUAGUGGGGAAAGAGAGUGAGGAGCUCUGAUUAUCUGCUAAGUUAUUUGAACUUAUCAUAUCCUCACAGUGUGGUCAACCUCUCCCAUAAUCACAUGUGUGUUUGGAGUAGGACUGGGUAUUGCCACUGAUUUCCUGAAUCCAUUCGAUUCAAUUUCUGAAUCGAUUUGAUUCAAUAUUGAUUCAUUAAGGGGUAUUUCAAUUACAGUACCUGUUUUGCUUGAAUAUAAAAGGGAGUCUUAGAGAACUAAUAACAGAAAUUAUACUUUUAAGUUGAAUUAUUAAUCAGAAAUCUUCUAACAAGGCACAACAGUUUCCUUAUUGUUUAUAGUAUCUACAGUAUAUCCCAGUGUAGCUCGUUUUAGUAUAUUUCUGUAAAUUUUUUGUCCUUCCUUUCAGGUUGUUGGCUCCAGAGGCCCUAUUGAGAUCAACCCCAGAGACACCAUGGUCAAAGAGAGCAGCAUCAUUGGAGUAGUCCUUUACUCCGCUACACCGGUACAUAGCAGUGCUGUCACAUAAAAGUAAUCAAUUACAAACACAAAGGAGAUGCAGUUGUUCGGUUCAAAGUGUACAUACAGUACAAUUUAGACAAUACACAUGAUCAUUUAAUGAGUGUUACCUGUGUAACACUGCACUAAAUGAGAGUAAUAGAUGCUUUUCAAGCUAAUGUGAUAAAUUGUAGUGUAAAAAAAAAAGCAAUCAAAAAUGGAGUGUUAUCUGCUGUUUUUAGUAACAUUUCUAGUGAAACACAAUUUUCCCAUCAUAGUUUAAAGCUCUUGUGAGGAACUUUCUGUUUGUGUUGACUUUGGCGUCCUCUGUGGACAAAGUCACAACUCUUACAUCAUUGCUGAUUCAGUCUGUUCUUUGUGUAAGUGUUGUUAUGUGACAAAGAAAGAUUCUCCUGUGGUCUUUAUACAGUCAAAUCUAUCAAUCACUGUCAAUCUUUGCUUUUGGAGAAGUAACAAAGGCUGUUUCUCCAGAGUACCUAUCGCCUCACAGAAGUUACAGGCUGAAAAUCUGCAGUAUAGGAAUUUUUAAACUCCAGUAUAUUGUAGUCAUUUUUGUUAUAGCAGACGCAUGUAACACCUGUAACAUCUGCUGAACAUAGGAGCAGUCAGAAAAAUCCCCAAAAAACCGCAGGCCUCUGUUCCUAGCUCCUUAUUCCUUUCCUCGACACUGUGACAUUUAAAAGCAGGGCUGAGAAAAGGUGGAUAUGAAAGGUUAAUUUUUGGUGUUGGGGCUAAUUUUUUUAACAUCCCCUUAGACUCUGCCACACUUAAAUGAACAUGGAGGAAUAUUCAUGUACAUUCCCUCUCCCCAGGAGGAGUCCAGGGAGUGUGCAGCACUGCUCUAUGCAGGGAUGGAAGCUGGUUGGCUGAGACCAGUUGUCGGCUCCAAAUACCCGCUGGAGAAAGCUGCUGAGGCUCACCGUGACAUCAUUGAGUCUCCUGGAGCUGCUGGGAAAAUGGUUUUGACCAUGUGAAGAUGUGAUCCGAUCAAUUUGCAUGAAGUAGGCAACACUUCAAGAAGCAAAGCAGUGUUUUUUAUGAUUACUGAAAUGACGCUGUUUGACCUCAUUCAUCAUCACUGCCAAUAUGAGAAAUGUACAAAAGAUAUGAUAAUAAAUUGAUCACAUAUGUUUUCUGUGAGCCAGAAUCAACACUGUGCCUCAUUCAGUAA